Molecule: messenger RNA, 1103 nt
Organism: Quercus robur (English oak)
Lineage: Eukaryota; Viridiplantae; Streptophyta; Magnoliopsida; Fagales; Fagaceae
Exons: 5
Coding region: 51-929 (292 amino acids)
Source: RefSeq, a predicted model, not a curated record
GCCCUUUUCAAACACAAACACAAACACUAGGGUUUUUCAGAACCGUAUCAAUGGCGACGAACAGCGAAGAAGACAAGGCAUCGAAGACGAAGGAAGGGACGAGCCUAUUGGGCGCACCGAGCUUCACAAAGCUCGAUAAUGGCCGAUUCAAGUGCGUGGAGACCGGUCACGAAAUGCUCGCCAAAGACAAGGACUCCUACUCUAACUCAAAACGGUGCCGUUUGGGUCUCAUCGACUUUGCUUUGUCCAAAAACAAGCCCCCUCUCAAUAUCUUCAAGCAUGACCCUCUCUCUCGCUCAAAGUUGAUAUGUAAGCUGACAGGAGAUACCAUUAAUAAGUCUGAGGAACAUAUAUGGAAGCACAUCAAUGGGAAACGAUUCCUCAAUAAACUAGAGGAAAGGGAAACAGGGAAGUCAACCUCUAAUGGAACAGUAGAAGAGAAAGUUGAGCAGAAGCCCAAAAUGGCUUCAAAGCAAAGUACAGAUGGUUUGAAGAAGAAGAAGCAGAAGGAGAAGAAGAAAAAGAAGAAGAAGAAGGAGAAGGAGAAGGAGAAGGAGAAGGAGAAGGAAGUUGAAGAGAUUAUCUCUGAAGUUAGAAAUAUGUCUGAUAAUGACAGUGAUGCAGAAGAAGAUGAUUUCUGGAUGCCUCCAGUGGGAGAUCGUUGGGAUUUUGAUGAUGGAGGAGAUCGAUGGGGUUCUGGUUCAGAGUCAGGGCAGGAAAGUGAUGAGGUUAAUGAAACAGAUGAUCCAGCUGAAGAGGGCGAGCAGGAGACAGAAGAAGGCAUAUCAUUAUUAUCAGAUGGUCCAGCUGAAGAGGUUGAGCAGGAGACAGAAGAACUCUCUACACGUACAAAAAGAAUGUCCGUAGAAAUUGGACCCAGUAGUUUUGCUUCAAGGAAGAAGAAGAGUAAGAAGAAUCACACAAAUUAAUCUUUAUUCAACAGAAUUUAGGUGCCAGUAAUUCGUUGCAAAAUGAAGUUUUUCCCCUUGUAGUCAAUUAAAUUAACUUCGUUCAGUAGCUUGUAUGAAGAUAAUAAAAAUAAUUACUCUAUACUCUAAAAUUUUGUUAGCAUUAUAUUAAAUGGAGGUACUGUUAAUUGUGCA